Seriola aureovittata is the source of this 2969-nucleotide messenger RNA. RefSeq names its product mucin-5AC-like. Gene Ontology annotation, biological process: regulation of glutamate receptor signaling pathway. The transcript has 10 exons. The record is from RefSeq and is a predicted model, not a curated record. Bases 1 to 1806 code for a protein of 601 amino acids. Lineage: Eukaryota; Metazoa; Chordata; Actinopteri; Carangiformes; Carangidae.
AUGGCGGUAAACAACAUGACAACAACUGCAGCACCAAACAUGACAACAACAGCAGUAAACAACAUGACAACAACUGCAGGAAACAACAUGACAACAACUGCAGCACCAAACAUGACAACAACAGCAGGAAACAACAUAACAACAACUGCAGUAAACAACAUGACAACAACUGCAGUAAACAACAUGACAACAACAGCAGUAAACAACAUGACAACAACUGCAGGAAACAACAUGACAACAACAGCAGUAAACAAUAUGACAACAACUGCAGUAAACAACAUGACAACAACUGCAGGAAACAACAUGACAACAACAGCAGUAAACAAUAUGACAACAACUGCAGUAAACAACAUGACAACAACUGCAGGAAACAACAUGACAACAGUUCCCCCACUGACUCCUAACAUUACAGUGGAAGCUCUUGAGACGCCUGUUUCUAGGGCAGAGUGUGGGACCCAACAGCUCUGUGUGGCUGAGCCCUCUGUGUGCGACCCAUCCGCUGCAGGAUCAUGUUUUUUCCUUGCUGCCAGACAGCAGAGCGGCUCAAACUUUGACUUCAGCAUCUCAGGAGAGUCUGACGGCUACAUCGCUGCCACCCUGUCACCUGACAGCACAGUGGGAGACAAUGACCCAACCUACGUCUGUGCAAACAACAAUGGUGUUGUCAGAUUCUUUAGCACUGUCCUCAACAAUGGCCAGCUGGUUUCAACAGAGCUGAACGUGAACUCUGUGAGGGGCAGAGUCAAUGGAAGAAGAAUCCAGUGCUCAUUUGCUGCCACUCUACCAAGCGCAACAACUAGAACAACAGGUUUCGCAAUCUCACUGAGCGAUGGAUCUUUCAACCCGACAUCUGGUGAUCUGGGAAGCCCCACCACCCGAUUUAGGAGCCCUGCUGUAGACCUGACAAAUGUUAAUGCCACCGUCAACAAUGAAAUUACCACCACCGCCACCACCACUGCCGCCCCCACCACCACCGCCACCACCACCACCACCGCCACCACCACCACUGCAGGAAUCAUGACAACAGCUGCAGUAACCAACAUGACAACAACAGCAGUAAACAAUAUGACAACAACUGCAGGAAACAACAUGACAACAACUGCAGGAAACAACAUGACAACAGUUCCCCCACUGACUCCUAACAUUACAGUGGAAGCUCUUGAGACGCCUGUUUCUAGGGCAGAGUGUGGGACCCAACAGCUCUGUGUGGCUGAGCCCUCUGUGUGCGACCCAUCCGCUACAGGAUCAUGUUUUUUCCUUGCUGCCAGACAGCAGAGCGGCUCAAACUUUGACUUCAGCAUCUCAGGAGAGUCUGACGGCUACAUCGCUGCCACCCUGUCACCUGACAGCACAGUGGGAGACAAUGACCCAACCUACGUCUGUGCAAACAACAAUGGUGUUGUCAGAUUCUUUAGCACUGUCCUCAACAAUGGCCAGCUGGUUUCAACAGAGCUGAACGUGAACUCUGUGAGGGGCAGAGUCAAUGGAAGAAGAAUCCAGUGCUCAUUUGCUGCCACUCUACCAAGCGCAACAACUAGAACAACAGGUUUCGCAAUCUCACUGAGCGAUGGAUCUUUCAACCCGACAUCUGGUGAUCUGGGAAGCCCCACCACCCGAUUUAGGAGCCCUGCUGUAGACCUGACAAAUGUUAAUGCCACUGUCAACAAUGAAAUUACCACCACCACCACCACCACCACCACCACCGCCGCCCCCACCACUACCGUUAAUCACGGCAUCACAUUCCACCAAUCACUAACGCAGGCUCUGCUGAUCACUGUGGGUGCACUGGGCCUGGCCAUGCUAUGAGAAAAAUGAAACCCCCACGAGUCAAUUUUGAAGCUUUUAAUUUAAUGUUAUAUGUAAGCUGUUUUGUUUUGUAACGGUUGGACUGCUGGAUUUCUGUCUAUUGAGUUUCUUAAUUGCAGGCAGAUACUAUGACUCUCUGCCCCAGGUGUCAAUCAAACUAUGAUAACAAAUUAGAAACACUAAAUUAGAACUGUUAAAGAGUAAUCAAACAUCAAAUCCAAAUCAAGUCAGCAGCAGGUGUCAUGCUAGAUACAAAUUUUGGGUUUGGGGUCUGGUUACCUGUUAGGCCCUCAUUACUACUGUCAAAAGCAAAAAAACAAAAACCUCCUGACUUGAUAAGUUGAUGGUGACCAAUGAAGCCGUCAAAUUGUUUUAUGUUUCUUAUGACACCCACAGCACAGGCAAAGAAACAAUGUUGUUUUCCUCUCCUGUCACUCAUAAUAAUGCCAGCAAAUGGCAUAUGUGUGCUUGUGCAUUAUGUUGUUAUUAUGUUUAUGUAUGUACUGUUGAUGAUUCAAGAAUGCUUUUAAAAUGAAGCCUUCAUUGGCUGAUAUUCUCACACAAUUAUAUGUGCAAUUGUGCAAUUACACACGUAAAUGAGCCAAUGUACACAGUAUUGGUGAAACAAAUUUUACACAUUGUAUAAUGUAACAAUUAUGUUUUUAUGAAUUGUUUUGAAAUAAAUAUCUUACACAAUUAUCUGAUGGUACACUAAUUGUUGAGUGUGUACUCACACAUGCACACAAGUGAUUUAAACGUAAAAUGUAAUUCAUGACUCAUAUUUGUCAUACAUACUGUGAACUUGCCUUGUUUCAUUAUGUGUCCCUCAAUUGGCAUACUGUAUGUUUUCUCUAUCAGGUAAUUGAGGAGGUGUAAAGAUAGAAGUUCCUUGCCUCAAUAUUUUGUUAAUGCAUUAUUAUUUAUAUUAUUAAUUUAUUGUUAAUGUUAAUGUAUUGUAAUUAAGCUGUAUGAGUGAAUUGAGUACAUUUAAUUUACAGUGUAAUUAAUCACAAUGCAAUAAUAUAAACUGAACUGAAGAUGCACUAUGCAUGAACACACCCAGAGACAGGGUUAGAUGGCGAUUUCAGUUGUUCUUUCUGUCCUGUUUGCCAGGUGUGUGGGUUGUGGCUCUACCAAACUGCGCAAUAUUGAAUUUAAAAAAC